This is a messenger RNA of Thalassophryne amazonica, 1089 nucleotides long. RefSeq names its product protein FAM163A-like. Lineage: Eukaryota; Metazoa; Chordata; Actinopteri; Batrachoidiformes; Batrachoididae. The coding region runs from base 226 to 717 and encodes 163 amino acids. The transcript has 4 exons. The record is from RefSeq and is a predicted model, not a curated record.
GUGCCACCAUGUGGAGAUAAAGGAUUAUAUCUUCAGAUAAACAGACUACCACUGCCUUUUCCUGCUUCAUUUUGUCUUUCCCUCUGUCCUUAGUGAUGUCCAUUCUGCAUCUUGGACCUCUCACCUUUGGGCUUCCUGAAUUUGACCUCUGACCCUCACACCCUCAAACACUCUUCUGAUGUGUUAAGCAAACUUUGCUAAACGGUUUGAUGGAGAGUUGGUCGGAUGACAGCUGGAACUGUUGUCAUAACUGGAGGAAUACUGGCCACGGUGAUACUUCUGUGUAUCAUAGCUGUGCUCUGUUACUGUCGACUCCAGUAUUACUGCUGUAAGAACAAUGGAUCUGACAGUGGCUCCAUCUCUCAGCAACACUUUGCCUGUAAAGCCUGCAGCAUGUCCGGUUUGGAUGAAGCAGUCGUCACACCACUGUCCCUGCCACCGCCAGAGGUGCCCCUGUCCUCAAAUCCCGCCAAACGUGGGAGAGGCCGCCGUAAUUAUUGCCCAACCUGCUCUCCCUACAACUCGCCCUUCUACAUCCGCACCACUGAUGAGAUUCUCAAUGGCGGCGAGCGUGUCACCUACAUGCCCACGCACUAUGAAAACCCGGCACUGGCGAUGCCACUGCCCGCUAUCCGAGGGUCCCUGCUGAGGGAGGCCUGGCGUAGUCGCCCACCUGAGUUCUAUGCUAAUACCCGAGCCAUCAGCACCGAGGUGUGACUGAACCCAAACUCCUCCAAACUCCACCCGACAACACAAAUAUUUCUGAUUUGUGUGCACUGACAAAACCCCCUGCAACCACCAGAGGCAACCUGGUGGACAAAAAGCUUUCUGCUCUUAUUUAUUUAUUUAUUUAUUCCUUUUGUUAGCAUUUAGAGUUAGUAUCAGUUUCAGUCACCGGUGAUGAUACAAGGGUCAAUAUCACAACUAUUUAAACAUUUAUGUUCAGUAAAACUGUGUUUUAUGGGUAUAAAACAUUGUCUCUUUACUGUGUGAGGCCUAUUUUAACAAAACUGGGAUUUCUUGUUUGUCUGUCAUCACUGGCAGAUUGAAGAUUGUGUUAAGGAGUUUAGAAUAAGAAACAUAUUUAAG